AUGGGUAACUCAGUUUCCAAGGUGUUAGGGAAACUUUUCGGUACCCGGGAAAUGAAGAUAUUGAUGUUAGGCUUGGAUAAUGCAGGUAAGACAACAAUUCUAUACAAGUUGAAAUUGAAUAAGAUAAAGACAUCUGCUCCCACGGUUGGUUUCAAUGUUGAGACUUUAUCGUUUAAGAACGUCAAAUUUAACAUGUGGGAUGUUGGUGGACAAGCUCGGUUAAGGCCACUAUGGAGGCAUUAUUUCCCUGCUACGAGCGCUUUGAUCUUUGUAAUUGACUCUAAUGAUAAAGAACGAUUGGACCAAGCGAAGGAAGAACUAUUCAGCAUAAUCGGUGAGAAAGAAAUGGAAAAAGUGGUGCUAUUAGUUCUAGCGAAUAAACAAGAUCUUCCAGGAGCAUUGAGUCCCAAUGAGGUUUCGGACUUUUUGCAACUGGGCGAAAACUUGAAAAACCAGUUAUGGAGUGUGAUUGGUUCGAAUGCUUUGACUGGUCAAGGUUUGAUCGAAGGUUUGUCCUGGAUUGCUAAGAAUACUUCAGAUUCUCAUUGA
Molecule: messenger RNA, 549 nt
Organism: Kluyveromyces lactis
Lineage: Eukaryota; Fungi; Ascomycota; Saccharomycetes; Saccharomycetales; Saccharomycetaceae
Gene: ARF3
Product: Arf family GTPase ARF3
Exons: 1
Coding region: 1-549 (182 amino acids)
Biological process (GO): intracellular protein transport; vesicle-mediated transport
Cellular component (GO): cytoplasm
Molecular function (GO): GTPase activity; GTP binding
Source: RefSeq, a predicted model, not a curated record